This is a messenger RNA of Gossypium raimondii (Peruvian cotton), 1658 nucleotides long. Its product is annotated as pre-mRNA splicing factor SR-like 1. The record is from RefSeq and is a predicted model, not a curated record. Lineage: Eukaryota; Viridiplantae; Streptophyta; Magnoliopsida; Malvales; Malvaceae. The coding region runs from base 178 to 1437 and encodes 419 amino acids. Gene Ontology annotation, cellular component: precatalytic spliceosome. The transcript is spliced from 5 exons.
GAUAUACCCGUGGGUCAUGGUUCGGUCGCCAUAGGAAAAAGGUUGGUACUAAAGAGGAAAGCCUAAGCUCUCACCUCUUCGACUUAGGGUUUAUUGUUUAUCAUCCUCCUGUCAAUUGCUUUGAUUCCUUCCCAAAAUUUCAUUACUCUCACGCUUUUUAGUGUGCGGGGUAUUGUCAUGGAGAUACAGACAUGUGGUAAACCGAUUGAUUCGCUGUUAGAGAAGGUGCUUUGUAUGAAUAUAUUAUCCUCUGAUUAUUUCAAAGAGCUUUACCGAUUAAAGACUUACCAUGAAGUCAUUGAUGAAAUUUACAAUCAAGUUGAUCAUGUCGAACCGUGGAUGACUGGGAAUUGUCGUGGUCCUUCUACUGCAUUCUGCCUUCUUUACAAGUUUUUUACCAUGAAACUUACUGUCAAGCAAAUGCAUGGGCUACUGAAGCACCCUGAUUCUCCUUACAUUAGAGCAAUUGGAUUCCUCUACUUGAGAUAUGCUGCCGAUCCGAAGACUUUAUGGAGUUGGUUUGAACCAUACAUCAAAGAUGAAGAGGAAUUCUCCCCUGGAUCUAGUGGACGAAUGACCACAAUGGGCGUGUACGUGCGUGAUUUACUUCUUGGACAGUACUACUUUGAUACUCUUUUCCCCCGAAUCCCUGUUCCUGUGUUGCGGCAGGUGACAUCCAAUCUUGAGAAGAUGAAGCUGCCUACUAAACCUUCAGGUUCAACUGGGGAUAAUAACCGUCAUGGAUCUGAUGACACUGCUCGCCGCCCACCUUCUGUAAAAGCAGCACUUUCUGUCUCCUUUGGUCAGCGUGCCCCCCAUCGGGCAUCGACCAGGGACUCUUCCCCUGUGCGUCGCACUCUACCCCCAUCACCUUAUGACAGAUCCAGUGGUGAUGAUGCAAGGAGGUCUCCCAGCCACCGUCGCAGCCAGAGCCGUGAUAGAGAGUAUUCUGACAAGGAUAGGGAUCGGAAUCGUGAUAGGGAUAGGGAAAGGGAGAGGAGCAGGGACCAAGACCGGGGUUGGGGUCGGGACCGUGAUAGGGAACGAGAUAGAAGCAGGGAUCGGGAUCGGGAUCGUGAUUGGGAUCGUAAUAGAGAAAGAAACAGGGAGAGGGAGAGGGAGCGAAGACAUGAUUAUGAUAGAAGGUCAAGGUACGCUGAUGAAAGUAGGCGAUACAGGAGCAGAAGCCGAAGUCCGAGUGUGAGCGGAAACAGGAGGAGCAGAAGUCAGAGUGAGCAAGGUGGGAAUAGUCAUUAUGAUCGACUUCCAAGUCCAGCAAAAGAGGGAAGCAAGGCAUCCAGUAAUUUGGCGAAGCUGAAAGAUCUGUACGGUGAUGUAAGUGAUACAAAGGGAGAUGAUGCUGGGUUCGAAAGGAUAGCAAAGAGGGACAACAGUGGUGAAGAGGUGAUUAGACUAGGUGGUUCUUCUUGGAAAUAAUAGGGUGGGUGGGUGCAUUGCAGAGCACCAAAUCAAAUCAGACCCAAAAACAAGACAAACUUUGUCAACAUUUUCAUUCUCCCUGUCUGGACAAUGCUGGAUAGAUGCAGUCGUGGUCACGACUGGCAUAUCGUGUAUACUAAUGUUUCAUUAUCUUCUUAAUUUUAACUUCAGAUGAUUCCAAAAUUAAACUUCAAUUGCGCAUGAACAACUUUUUCGGA